AUGAGUGAGCUCUCCGCACAGCCACCUGAAGAAGCAGAUCCUGCAACCCCUGCACCUGUUGCUGAUUCUGGAAGCCAAACUGACCCUACACUGCCUCUGCUGACCCUUAACGUUGACGGCGUCAUUGCAGCUGUUUAUCAGAAGGAAUGGAAUAUCGGCAAAGUGCUUGAUAUUGAUGAUACAGAUGGCGAAGUGCUUGAUAUUGAUGAUACAGAUGGCGAAGUGCUUGAUAUUGAUGAUACAGAUGGCGAAGUGCUUGAUAUUGAUGAUACAGAUGGCGAAGUGCUUGAUAUUGAUGAUACAGAUGGCGAAGAGGAGUUUUCCUUUUUGGAGAAGAAGAAACACUGUUCAACUGUUUAUCAGAAGGAAUGGAAUAUCGGCAAAGUGCUUGAUAUUGAUGAUACAGAUGGCGAAGUGCUUUAUAUUGAUGAUACAGAUGGCAAAGUGCUCGAUAUUGAUGAUACAGAUGGCGAAGUGCUUGAUAUUGAUGAUACAGAUGGCGAAGUGCUUGAUAUUGAUGAUACAGAUGGCGAAGAGGAGUAUUCCUUUUUGGAGAAGAAGAAACACUGUUCCAGUGGCCAAACGUGA
This is a messenger RNA of Haliotis rubra (blacklip abalone), 588 nucleotides long. Its product is annotated as transcription initiation factor TFIID subunit 11-like. The record is from RefSeq and is a predicted model, not a curated record. The transcript has 2 exons. Lineage: Eukaryota; Metazoa; Mollusca; Gastropoda; Lepetellida; Haliotidae. The coding region runs from base 1 to 588 and encodes 195 amino acids.